Molecule: messenger RNA, 1992 nt
Organism: Psammomys obesus (fat sand rat)
Lineage: Eukaryota; Metazoa; Chordata; Mammalia; Rodentia; Muridae
Gene: Nfkbid
Product: NFKB inhibitor delta
Exons: 12
Coding region: 463-1446 (327 amino acids)
Biological process (GO): regulation of gene expression
Cellular component (GO): nucleus
Molecular function (GO): protein binding
Source: RefSeq, a predicted model, not a curated record
CCCGGCGGCGGCUCCGCGGGGGAAGCAGCGAGGCUGGCGCAGCGCCGAGGCCGCGGCCCUGGGGGCCCGCAAUCUGCAUCCAAGAACCCGCGAGUGUGUCGCGCUGAGCGCAGCCACUGCCCGACGCAGACCGUCAAGAAGCUUCUGGAAGAACAGAGGCGCCGGCAGCAGCAGCCAGAAGCGGGCGGGGUGCCGGGACACUUCUCCCCUCCUCUGGUCCAGCCCCCGACGCCAUCCGUGAACGAGGCAGAGGCAGGCCAUACCCACUUCCCCGCCUUCCAAGAGACUGUGGAUUCUGGACCUGGCAACCUGGCUCCCCCUUCAGGCUUUGCCGACUGGGACCCUAGCACCCAUGCUACCUAUAUAGACAGCUCUUGCCCGUACUCUGCUGCCGAAGGCUUCCUGGUUCCUGAUUUCUACACAACAUCAGACCCAGGGCGGUCAGGCCCAUUUCCCCUGGGGAUGGAGGACUCUCUGGAUACCCAGCUCUAUACAGAACCUUCCCUGUCGCAGGUAGGAUCCUGGAUAGCCGCUGGCCUCCCCUCAGGAUCCCCACAGUUGCCUCCGUCUACCGGACCCUCCCUGGAGACAGCGCGAGCUCACAUAUUGGCUCUGGGGCCCCAACAGCUAUUGGCCCAGGAUGAGGAAGGAGACACGCUCUUGCACCUGUUUGCUGCUCGGGGGCUGCGCUGGGCAGCUUACGCUGCAGCGGAGGUGUUCCAGAUGUACCGACAGCUGGAUAUUCGUGAACAUAAGGGCAAGACGCCCCUCCUGGUGGCAGCCGCUGCCAACCAGCCGCUGAUCGUGGGAGACCUGCUGAGUCUGGGAGCGGAGCCUAACGCCACCGACCAUCAGGGCCGUUCUGUCUUGCAUGUGGCUGCCACCUACGGGCUCCCAGGAGUCCUUUCGGCUGUGUUUAAAUCAGGCCUUCAAGUAGACCUGGAAGCCAGAGACUUUGAAGGCCUUACCCCCCUCCACACGGCCAUCCUGGCUCUCAACGCUGCUAUGUUCCCACCCACUGUCUGUCCAAGGAUGCUGAGUUCCCAAGCCCGAGACAGACUGGCUUGUGUGCAGAUGUUGCUGCAAAUGGGUGCCAGUCAUACCAGCCAGGAGAUCAAGAGCAACAAGACCAUUCUGCACUUGGCUGUCCAGGCCGCCAACCCUCCCCUGGUUCAGUUGCUGCUGGGGCUGCCGAGGGGGGACCUGCGGGCCUUUGUCAAUAUGAAGGCACAUGGGAACACGGCCCUCCACAUGGCUGCUGCCCUGCCCCCCGGGCCGCCCCAGGAGGCCAUCGUGCGCCACCUGCUGGCGGCUGGAGCGGACCCCACGCUGCGCAACCUGGAGAACGAGCAGCCGGUCCACUUGCUGCGACCCGGGCCGGGCCCUGAGGGGCUCCGGCAGCUGUUGAAGAGGAGCCGUGCGGCACCCCCAGGCUUGUCCUCUUAGGACUGAAAUCCAGAACCUGGACUGAUUUUUCCAGUCCCCACCGUCCCGUGGGACAGUCAGUGUAUGCUCAUGUCGCAGAUCCAUGAUAACGUAUGUGUAAUAUCCUGCCAUUAGGGUCUUACAUUAAAACCUCAGAGUGGCACUGGGAGAGGUGAGCGGUCCCCAAUAUUUGGGGUCACGUGAUACCUCCUCCCCCUACAAGGGGCUGUCUAGAUGAUUUCUGUGAAAUCGAACCCACUUGACCGUUUCUGUGAAACGCCCUAGAAACCUAUAACUCUCUCUGGAUCGGUUACGAUCACCGCCCCCCAGGCCCAGUCUCACACCCCAGAAACCCCAGUGGGGCCUCCAUGAGAGUUGAGGCAUCCCAGUACCAUCCCAUCAGUGUCCCUCCCCAGGACCCACACCCCUUAGGUGUCGGAAAGGUGGCAUUAAAGGGCUCUGAGUCCUGACUGCAUUGUCACUUAGAACUCAAUGUUCCAGGCUCAAUGUCUCAGUGAAUCUAUCCCCUUGACCUGUGUAUUGCUGUAGCUACCAAUUAAACUCUAU